Messenger RNA from Seminavis robusta, 1506 nucleotides. The record is from the annotation of a GenBank genome assembly. NCBI's taxonomy places the organism in Eukaryota, Bacillariophyta, Bacillariophyceae, Naviculales, Naviculaceae.
AGCAAACAGCCCAGCUGGCUACAGAGGUCACUCACAUCAUUCGAGUUUUGAGAGCAAUCGAGAAUGUGAAAACGUCAAGACGAAGCCUCGGUGACAGCAUGGAGGGGUUACCAGCAGGAGCUCCAGAUUGAUGACAAUCCACCAGCUAGAUAGUACCCAAUCCAUCCGAGCCAUCAGUUUGUCUCUAUGGGAUUGCCUCAUCACAGUCUUUUCGGGAGGUUACUAAGCUCAUUCUCAGAAUUUGCAGAGAAUAAAUAAAUGAACAGCACUGUGGCAUUCGUGGCCAACCGAAGGCCAUCCUCCAGCAAGCCUUCCGAUGUUCCGCAGAACGAUGAGAUUUCCAUUAAACUGAUUCUGUUGGGAGAAGCAAACACGGGCAAGACGAGUCUAGCACUUCGCUUUACCAACAAUGAAUUUCGGCCCUACACAGAAUCUACCAUUGGAGCCAGCUUUUUCGAACCCACCAUGAUGGUAGAGGACCAGCCCACCGGAAGAAGCACCAAGGUCAAUUUCAAGAUUUGGGAUACGGCCGGGCAAGAAAAAUAUCACGCACUGGCAUCCAUGUAUUACCGAGGUGCCGGAGCCGCCAUUAUUGUCUACGACAUUAGCCGGAAUAGCAGCUUUUUGACCCUCAAGAGAUGGGUCGACGACUUGAAAACGAAAGCACCACCGGAUAUCCUUGUCGUUAUCUGCGGCAACAAGGUGGAUCUGGAAGCCUCUGGAGACCGGCAAGUGCCACACAGUGAAGCCUCCGACUAUGCUGAAAGCAUUGGUGCAUUUUACCUCGAAACAUCUGCCAGAGAAAACACCAAUGUGACCGAGCUCUUUGAACAUGUCGCCAAGAAGACCAUGGAGUCACCAUAUGAUAAUACACAAACCACAGAUGAUACAGCAAUCAAUUUGGGAGAAAGACGAAGGUCGUCAGGUUGUUGUUGGAUGGGCUAGCGCAUGAAAAAAAAGAUUGGGAUAUCAGCAGCAGGUACAGUACGGUAGGCCAUUGGAGCUCAAUCCUUGUGUCUACAGAAUCACAAGACACGAAAGGAAAUCACUGCUGAUGAGUUGUCGAGCUACAAUAUGCCGAAAACAACAACCAACAUUUAGUAUGCUUCAAUUCGAUUCCAAUGAAACAUCGAAUUGGAAGCAAGAACCGACACAGGCAACCAAGUCUUGGCUCAUCUCCCGAAAUUGAAACACAAAACCACAACAUGAACGCCUGAAUGAAACGUUUUGGAGAAUGAGGCCUGUGAGCAAACAAGAGAAAUCAUGACGAUGAUGGUGCGAUAACAAGACAAACUAUGCUGAAACUGCAACAAUGUCGUAGCUGAGUGCAUGGGACAUGGAAUGUGAUGAAUCCAUCCAGCAUUUCCACCAAGAGCACUAAUGCUAGCUAGAGAAGGUGGUCGGCGGCAUUUGGCAAUUCAUGCACACGAAGAGCUACGAAUAAUUAGAUAGAUAGGCAUCGUAAUGUUGGAAGCUACUAGGAGACAGCCUGAUUAGAUGUUUCCC